GGAAGACCGUUGUUUACCAUGGCGACGGGGACGCUACCGUUCAUUGUUAACGGACACAAAGUGCCUCUGACAUUAUUCCUUGUAAUAUACAGUGGUUUACUGAACUGCCAGCAGUUUAUCGUGCCCUAUAAGGCUCCGACAGACUGUAGUGUGGAGGAAUUCUUCGAUAUCUCGAGUCUCUCGUGUGCGAGGUGCGGUCUAAACCAGCAACGGAGCACAACAGGACUGAGCUGCAUUUGCAAAACCGGGUAUCAAACUCUCACCACUGAUAAGGGGUCCAUUACUUGUCAGCUGUGUCCCACUGACAAGCCUGCAGUAACUAAAGGCGGGUUUGAGUGUAUUCGCUGUCCGGGCGGUCUCACCGAGGAGGGGAACUGCAAGUGCCCACAAGGCAGUGUCCUGGUGGAGAGAGAUGUCAAUGGAAACCUUCUGGAUGAGGCCAGGUGUGAAACGUGUAAUCGAAAUGCCCCUGCUUUGGCUGUACCAAACAGCAAUGGAGACAGGUGUGAGAGAUGUCAGGCCACCUUCAUUAACACCUCCUGUGACUGUAACCCUCCUAAUGUCCUGGCAGGAGGAUUAUGUAUCCCUCCAGGCAGCCUCUCCACCAAUGUGAAUCCCAGUGUCAACUAUGCUCAGUUGAAGGUCAGCAUCCAGUCCGCCUGGUUCGUCAACAACUUGUACUCCUCGUCAGCAGCCUGCCUCGUCUUCUCCAACCUGACGGCAUGUCAGUCUCUUGGGAACAUGUGUGUCAUGAACAUGCACUCCUUCAGCGGCUUGUCCACAGAUGCCUGUGGUCUCUUUAACACCAUCUUUAGAUCCAGAGCUGCUAUGAGCUCAACUCAAGACAUUUCUUACUGGAGAAAUAAUCUGCCAUGGCUUUACUAUGGUGACGAACCAGGACUGGCCAGUCGAGUGCUUCAGACCGAUCCUGUUCCUAUUGGGUUCAGUUUCAGAGGAAGAAACAAGAACACUGACAUUAAGCUGAUUGCUGCUGUUUACAACGUCAGAGGAGAGUUCCUCAGAUGGGAACCCGUAGGAGGAAGUAAUCUCCAGCUUUGUCCAGAUACAACCACCAAACAGGCUGCAGCCUUCAGCUUUGGAACCGCUUACCAACAAAGUUGUGAUCUCUCAGUAGCGAAGCUGUUGGAUACCCAUCCAGAGCCGUUGUUCUAUGAUGUGUUUAUGGAUCUUGGUGGAGGAGAGAACACUAAACUACUCCCUCUGCCUACACUAGUCUAUAACCAGCAAUAUAAUGGACGCUUCAUCAACCAAGAGAGCAUGAAGAACUGGUACCUGUCUCGACGUAUGUUUCUUGUUGACACGCUGAGUGGAAGAGAGAAGAGCAUGACUUCCCCGCCUAAAGUCAUCCGUGUAGCCAGCAGUGUCAAAAUAAGGUUUCAGCUGGUUCCACGAACCCAGGAAGGACAGGUGUUCCCCCCUCUAAUGACUGUGACCUACGGAGAUGUUCCCAUCGAUACACAAACUGUGUCUAUAACGUUUUCUGUGGAGUAUGAGAUGGAUCAGAACGAGGCUCGCGCUAAGACAGAUACUGCUCUAGGUGUGAUGGGUGGUGUGGCCGUGCUCUACUCUCUGCUGAAGACAGUCAGCUGGAAGAGGAGGAUCGCCUCUCCGCUCAUUGAUGUGGAGACUAUGCUGAAGUUUUUGUUGUUUUAUGCUGGAGAUCUGGCCAAUGUUUUCUUCGCCGUCACUGUGGGAACUGGACUUUACUGGCUCAUCUUUUACAAGGCCCAACAGUUUGUAUCAGUGCUGUUACCACUACCUGCUCAGGAGGAGCAGUUUGUGACAUACAUUGGUUGUGCCUUCGCUCUCAAGGCUAUCCAGUUUCUCCACAAGCUGAUCCUUCAGGUGUCAGUUGAUAUAUUCUUUAUUGACUGGGAGAGGCCACGAACCAAAGCCAGCAGGCCUGUGCAAGCUACUGGUGAGGCGAAACGUGACCCCUCUCCAGUCAGCAUCUGGAGGACCUACUUUGUGGCCAAUGAAUGGAACGAGAUCCAGACCAUCCGCAAGAUCAGCCCAACUUUUCAGAUCAUGGCUGUGCUCUUCUUUCUUGAAGUGCUAGGAUUCUCUAACCUGGCCCUGAGGGAUCCCUGGCCAACGUUAGAGCGCUCCACACAGGCGUACACCCCUUCAUACAGCCUGAUGCUGCGCUACGGUCUUGCAGCCACGCUGUGGCUUUGCAUCGGAGUUCUGCAGGUGAUUUUCUUCACGCGUAAGAACGAAUUUAUCCGUAUGUGAAUGCGUUGGUACUGAGAUUUUAGCUCUUGUCUGUGUUCUACUAGAUUUUCUGUGCUGCUGUUAUCUCACCGUUGUUUUGGCUACUACAUUCAUGGGCGUUCAGUACAUGGGCAUGCAGAUACAAACAUGGAGGAAAUGAACAACAAUCUGAAAAGAGAGAGUGAGUCCCUGUGUGGUCAGAGAGGUCUACUUCCCAACACAGAGAUCCAGACCUUUCAGGUGUCUCUAACCAACCGUCUGCGGUCGCAGUAUGAGAGGAUACGAGAGCCGCUCAACAGGAGGAACAGGCCAUCACGGCUGAUUGAUGCAUCUUCGGCUAACCAGUUUGAGCAGAACGCCAGAGCCUACCACACCAUGAACCACUUCCUGGGAUCCAUUAUAGACCAUGCCCACUCUGACAUGGACUAUAUAGUGAAGGACAAGCUGAUGUUUGAGAGGGUCAUAGGGAUGGAGUUCCUUGAACCCAAUGAAAAAAGCAUCUUUUACAACGAUGAGGCCCACUCCUUCAGUGAUGUGCUGUUUUAUGGAAACGAGGCCACGCUGCUGAUCUUUGACACUUUGUUCUUCUGUGUUGUCGACCUCGGAUCUCAGAGCUUUGUGCUGGCAGCUGUGCUUACAUAUGUACAGCAAAUGAUAUUUCGCUUGAUACGUAACGCUCUCGGAAGGAGGAACCUCGUCAACAAGACUCUGGUGGACGAUAGAUUUCUGAUUUGAAAUGAUAGUAAUUGGUAGUGUCAGUGUUGUUUAGUUGCAUUUCACAUCUUCUUCAUGUUUACUGUUCACAGCUUGUGCAGCUCUUUUUUUUUGUACUUUUCUUUUCUAUUUUCACUGCUGUUCCAUGAUGUAAA
Molecule: messenger RNA, 3104 nt
Organism: Morone saxatilis (striped sea-bass)
Lineage: Eukaryota; Metazoa; Chordata; Actinopteri; Moronidae
Gene: tmem67
Product: transmembrane protein 67
Exons: 28
Biological process (GO): cilium assembly
Cellular component (GO): ciliary transition zone; MKS complex
Source: RefSeq, a predicted model, not a curated record